Molecule: messenger RNA, 444 nt
Organism: Striga hermonthica
Lineage: Eukaryota; Viridiplantae; Streptophyta; Magnoliopsida; Lamiales; Orobanchaceae
Source: the annotation of a GenBank genome assembly
AUGAUUGUCUCCAAACAUCCAUCCAUUAAGGGCAUCAAUUUCGAUUUGCCUCACGUUAUCGAUGUUGCUCCACCUCGUCCAGGCAUCGAGAAUGUUGGUGGCGACAUGUUUGUGAGCGUGCCUAAAGGAGACGCUAUUUUCAUGAAGUGGAUUUGCCACGAUUGGAGUGACGAGCACUGCCUGAAAUUCUUGAAGAAUUGCUACAAAGCCUUGCCGGAAAACGGGAAAGUGAUCCUUGCCGAGUGCAUCUUGCCGGAGGCUCCGGAUACAGAGCUCGCAACGAAAAUUGCAGUCCAUGUGGACGUGAUCAUGUUGGCCCAUAACCCGGGUGGCAAAGAGAGGACAGAAAAGGAAUUUCAGGCCCUCGCUAAAGGGGCGGGCUUUAAAAGGUUUCGAAAAGUUUGUUGUGCUUACAGUACUUGGAUCAUGGAGCUUCUCAAAUGA